UCCCAUUUCGGUUGCCGCUCAGAGGGACGUGCCGCUGGCUUUCUUGGGAGGACGGGACUUUUACUUAAGCACGCGUGAGACAGCGACGCGGGGACAUAUAUUUCAAACUGUGUGCCUCUCGUGGAUUUCCGACACAGAUUCGCCCGAGUAUGCCCAUCGGUUGGGGCGAAAAGUGCAGAAACGUCAAGACCGGUGGUCAUGUGAUCCGAACUGACCAAUGGGACUUGCGCAUUUGAACGUCCUCGUAUAAAAGGCGACCUUGCACUGCGUAGCCAUUGCUGUUUGCAGAUUCUGAUAUUCGGGCGACUAAUCCGGGUGGAAAAUGGAUAUUGCACGCCAUCCGACUGGCAAAGGUUACCUGCAGUCUACGCACAGCGUCAGCAAAUGCAGUGUAUGAUCUGCACCCGGGGCUGCUCGUCGUCUUCCCCCUCGUCGCGCGCCCUCUGCAAGCACAGCAGCACUUGGCUUGAAGAUAUGCAUGGAGUUGGUCCUGCAAUGACUGGUCAAAAUUACUUGCCAUUUGACCGUAGUAGCUGACGCCAGCUUUCUCAAAAUCCACCGUGCAACGAUGGUUGUGCUGCACAUCUCCAGAUUUCCCUGUAAGGAAGGUGCGCUCGUCCCAAGAGGCACUUAGAGGGAGUGUGCAUGGGAGGUACCCAGGACAGCAGUAGCCAUAACGAAAUGAGUGGGACUGAGCCAAACUGCAACAGUAGCAGCAGCAGCGGUGCUGCAGCCCGGGAGGAGCCCAUCCUGGAGCCCAUCAACGGGGUGGUGCAGCCGCCCUUUCUGCCACCAGCCUCGCGGCGGCAGCGCACCACCAACCAGCUGCAGCACUUGCUCAAGGUAGUGAUGAAGGCUCUGUGGAAGCACCAGUUUGCCUGGCCAUUCCAGCAGCCCGUGGACACAGUGAAGCUGAACUUGCCCGACUACCACCGUAUUAUCCGGCAUCCGAUGGACCUGGGCACCAUCAAGAAGCGGCUGGAGCACUGCUACUACUCCUCGGCACAGGAGUGCAUUGAGGACUUCAAGACGAUGUUCACCAACUGCUACGUGUACAACAAGCCUGGUGAGGACGUGGUGCUCAUGGCCCAGGCCCUGGAGAAGCUCUUCCUGACGAAGAUAACGGAGAUGCCCAAAGAGGAGACGGACCUGCCCUUGCCACCACCUCGGGCAGGGCAGGGCAAAGGCAAGAAGGGCAAGACUGGUGGUGCCAAGGCCUCUACAUCCAGGGCCAAAGGGCCCAGCCCAGCUGUGCAGAAUGCGGCGAGUCCGGCCACCAACUCCCACUCCCCUGCUGAGAGCGUACCUGGCAGCACUAACACACCUACCGCUCUGAGUGCAACCUCACCCACUCUGCGCUCGAGCACAUAUGCACAGCAGAAGGACCAAAGUGCCCUUCUGCAGGCGGCAGCUGCACUGGCAUCUGCGGCUGUGCCUUCAUCGCUGGAGGGUGUAAGCCCCGCUGCUGCCCCCUCUGAGCUCCCUGCCUCGGCCAUAAGCAGUGCCCCAGCACCCCCUCCUCCACUCGUGCAGAUGCCGGCCUCCAAGGUGAGCCCACCCAUUGCACGGGACGACGGCCGCUGGCCCCAGAGGCGACAGGUGAAAAAAGGUGUGAAAAGAAAAGCUGACACGACAACACCACUGCCUCUGGAGCCUGGUGCUUAUGGCGGUGCUCCCCCCGAGGCCAAGAAGGUGUCAACGCGGCGCGAGAGUGGGCGACCCAUCAAGAAGCCCAGCAAGGACCUGCCAGACACCCAGCAGCACAGUUCCAAGCCCAAGAAGGGCAAGCUCACUGAACAGAUGAAGUACUGCAACAGCAUCCUGAAGGAGUUGUUUGCCAAGAAGCAUGCUGUCUGCACGGGGGCAUUGUUCUUGAAGGGGCCGAGCCUGAAUGCGAGACGUCCACGCCGGGCGCAGCAGCCCAGGCCCGGCUAUGCAUGGCCCUUCUACAAGCCUGUGGAUGCGGAGCUCCUGGGACUGCACGACUAUCAUGAGAUCAUCAAGCACCCAAUGGAUCUCGGCACAGUCAAGCAAAAGAUGGACAACCGGGAGUACAAAAGCCCAGAGGAGUUUGCUGGUGAUGUGCGGUUAAUAUUUACCAACUGCUACAAGUACAACCCUCCUGACCACGAGGUGGUUGCCAUGGCGAGGAAGCUACAGGAUGUUUUUGAGAUGAGGUAUGCCAAGAUGCCCGAUGAGCCACCGCCAAGUGAGCCCCAGCCUGUGUCGCAUGCCGACCGGGUGGACUCUGAGAGUAGCUCCAGCUCACGGUCAUCCUCGAGUGCGAGCUCGUCUUCAAGCGACUCUGAGGACAGUGAUGAAGAACGUGAACGGAAGCUGCAACAGCUUCAGGAGCAGCUGCGCAAAGUGACUGAGCAGAUCAGUCUUCUGGCAGCCGAGAGUCGCAAGAAGGACAAGAAAAAGAAGAAGAAGAAGGCCAAGCGGGACAAGGUGGUGGGUGAUGUGAUUGUUGAACCCAAGGAGAUCAAGAUGGAGGCUGAGCUGCCGGCGGCCAUGGCACCUCCUACUUCGGAAGUGGCCUUGGGCACGACACCCACCACACCAGUGGCAAUUGCCAAGACACCCAAGGUCUCCAAGGGGGCCAAAGGGGCAAAGGGGGCAACGGCCACGACGACGGCGGGUGCUGCCGCGGCAGUGACAGCAGGGCCUACCACGGGUGGCACCAAAUCUGGCGGGGGCCAGCAGAAGCGCCAGCGGUCGAACAGUAAAUCGUCCAAAAAGAGCAAAAGCCUGCCGGCCUUCGACAGUGAGGACGAGGACAAUGCCAAGCCGAUGUCGUAUGACGAGAAGCGUCAGCUUAGCCUCGACAUCAACAAGCUACCUGGUGACAAGCUUGGCCGAGUGGUGCACAUAAUCCAGUCACGGGAGCCGUCCCUGCGAGACUCCAACCCAGACGAGAUCGAGAUAGACUUUGAGACGCUGAAGCCGUCAACGCUGCGCGAGUUGGAGUCCUACGUGGCGUCGUGCCUGCGCAAAAAGCCCCGUAAGCCUUACUCGUCCAAGAGCAAGCUGGCUGCUACAGCAGCUGGCAAGAGCAAGGAGGAGCAGGUGCGUGAAAAGAAGCAGGAGUUGGAGAAGCGGCUGCAGGACGUGAGCGGCCAGCUGGGCACCACCCCAAAGAAGCCCCUCAAGAAAGAUACCGAGAACUCGCACGUGGAUGUGGUUGGGGGCCCGAGCCGGCUGAGCGCCAGCAGCUCCAGCUCGUCGGACAGCGACAGUUCGAGCUCCUCGUCCACGAGCAGCUCCUCGGACAGCUCGGACUCGGAGUCAGAGCCCUUGGUGAAGAAAGAGAAGACCGAUGCCAACCAGGCUCCAACACUGGAGCCCCAGAGCCUGCUGGGGCCAUCCCUCCCAGGUACUAUGCCCUCACUGACGCCGGUGGCUCCACGACAGCCGCCCACUGCUCUGCAAUUGCCAGCCAGCAGCAGUAGCAGCAGCAAUGGCGCAGCUUACUCCCUGCACAGCCCUUCAGGCUUGCCAAUGGGUGGCCCCCCAUCAUAUACUCCGGCCAUGGUUCCCUUUCCUGGACUGCUCACUCCGGCCCCAAUGCCAGACCCAGCCCUGACAGCGGCCUACACAGGUCUCACUGGCCCACUGGGCAGCCUGUCUGCCAAUGGCAGCGUACCAGCGAGUGGCCGACCUCCAGUGGUUGCUAGCCACAGCAGUCUUCCUCAGCAGCCCUCGCGGCCCACAGCCACUGCAACAGCGGCGCCUGUCAAGAAGAACCCACCACACCAGGCACGGCCCACCACCAACGUGGCUCCUGCGACUGUGUCACCAGUGGCAUCUCCCCAGCCACCAGCCCCACUGGCACCCUCACCCCCCCUGGCCAAUGCAGAUGCUGCACCCAAAGGGUGCCCACAGAGCCCCACCACACGAACCGCCCCUUCAACCUCCGAGGCAGCCCUCAAGCUGGACGACCUGUUUGCACCUGCAGGCCUGAACAGUGGAGCCCCCCCAACCACAAGUGCAGCAGCAACCAUGCCUGUUGAGUUUGACCGCAAGCCGGACACCAAGGCGGCAUCGGUGCAGCAGCAGCAGCAGCAGCAGCAGCACCCUGUGGCCCCACAUUCCACAGCCACACGAAAGCAGAGUGGCGAGUCCAAGCUGAAAAACUAUGGCUCCUGGUCCAGCCUUGCCCAGUCGGCAGCCAAUAGCCCUGGCCAGGCACUCAAGACAGCCCAAGUGAAGGACAGCUUUCAGCAGUUCAAGAAGCAGGCCCGGGAGAAGAUGGACAAGCAGCGGCAGCUCUUUGAGGCCCAGGAGCAGCGGCGGCAGCGGGAGCUGGCCGAGAAGGAACGCCUGCGACAGGAGCAGGAGAAGCAGCGCGCUCUGCCCCCCCGCCUGGCCCCUUCGACCAGUGUGACUGCCGACGAGGAAGAGGGCCGUCGGGUAGCUGCUGCGGCUGCACCGCCCGCCAGUCCAACCGAGAAUGCUGUCAGUGAGCGUGAACGGCAGCGCCUGCGGGAGCAGGAGCGGCGGCGCCGUGAGGCGAUGGCUGGCCAGAUUGACAUGAACCGACAAAGUGACAUUAUGGCAACCUUCGAGGAGAUGCUGUGAUUCCUGCCGUAUGGCCAGGAAGCGCCACCUUAUGACUGUGCCUCGCGAGUGGUGGUGACUUGUGAUAUAAGACUGCUGCACCCACGUUUCCUAGCAUCCUGUGCACUGACACACAGUUGCCAAGUUUCGCCCAGUUCUGGGGGUGCCUCUUUUUGCCAACAACCUCAGUGGCAAAUGCAAUGGGACAGUCCUCCCUCAUUGUGUAAAUAGGGACUUCACAAUCACCAUGUGUGUGGCCAAGCUGUUAUUUGUUUGUGCAUGCCAUUGAGGUGUUUGCUGGUGGGACAAUUGGAUCUUUGCUGCAUGGUGGUCAUGUAGCCUCUCUAUCAUUUCUUUUUCCCCUACAGGUAAAAAAAAAAGUGGCAGCCAUCACUUGUGAAGCUUCUUUUUUUUUUUCCCAUGUUGUGCACUAAAUUUCACAUCCGUAUAAGAGUAGUGCAAUUGGCUUUUUAGUGCACUUGUCAAUUGUGUUUGCCGAUAUCAAGCAUUUGUAAACAUUCUUAAUAUUAUUGCACUCAAAUUUUCCUCCCCCAUUAGUGGCUAUAUGGUCAUAUUUUUUUUUCUUUCUUGUAAAAGUGGCACAUGGCAGGUGUUAUUUGUAAGCAAAUUUUGCAUUUGUUUGCUGUUUCUAUCAGUGGAUGUUUAGUGCAAUCAACAAUUGUUGCACAUGUUGAAUGGCUGUGAGUUUAAAUUGAUGUUGCACACAACAUGUGAACAUUUUUAUUUAUUUUCCAAAUUGUCCAUUGUUUUCUUUCGUUAUAGUGACGCUGCACUAGUAUGGAAAUGGUGGUUUGAAAAAUGUGGGCUAGCCCAGCUGUUUGUGUGAAUUGACACAAAGGUGGCUCCUCCGAUCAAAGCACUUCACUUAAAUGGCUGCCAAGAUAAUCAGCAUUUUAGUUUCAUCCCACAAUACUCUCUCUGGUUCAGGAAGUCAGAGACAAGUGUGUGAGUGAAGAUACCAGGCUUGUGUGUGUGGUGAGGCACAUUUCCAGUCUUGUUGUGGUAUAACCCCUCAUUGGAUUUUUACUGCUCAUAAGAAUCAUUUUGACAAGGUCUUAACAUGCACUCAUUGCCAUGCCUGCAGCAUUGUGUGAAAUUUGAUGAUAGCCUGUGGCUACAAGUCAAGCUUUUCAGAGCAUAUCAGUAGCAAAUGUGUGGUAUGGCCACAGCAUUUAACUAUGGUGCGUAAUUGUGCUUGCAGACUGAUUUCAUCAAAGGGGGGCUGUCACAUGUGCCUGGCAUGUAUGUAGGAGCUUCCUAGGUGUGACAAGCUGUAGGGUUAUAAACAGAUUUGUACAUAAACUAUGUGUGCAUGCUUUCUCUGUGUUGUUUCUUUCAGGACCUAUUUAUUUUGCUGUGGUUGUAACAACCUAGAGGAUAUAUAUAAAUAUGUUUCUAUUUGCUUGGCCCCUUGUAAAUAUGAGUGUUGAGGCAAUGGAGGCGCAAUUUCCUGCUCUUCUGAUGUCUAUAAGAAUUGUGGAAAGUUUUUAAAAUACAAAAUAAGCC
Messenger RNA from Rhipicephalus sanguineus (brown dog tick), 6087 nucleotides. Its product is annotated as bromodomain-containing protein 3. The record is from RefSeq and is a predicted model, not a curated record. Lineage: Eukaryota; Metazoa; Arthropoda; Arachnida; Ixodida; Ixodidae. Gene Ontology annotation, biological process: regulation of DNA-templated transcription; chromatin remodeling. The transcript has 22 exons. Bases 646 to 4581 code for a protein of 1311 amino acids. Gene Ontology annotation, cellular component: nucleus; chromatin.